CGUGGUCACUGUGCAUUCGAUUCUGUGAUUCAGUUGAGUUACCAUGGCGUCUCUAACCUCCAUUUCUUCGAUGAUGAAAUUCACAGUUCAUCAAAACCUUCAUCACCCUCACCGUCUUCAUCAUCUGAAUUUGGCAGUCACCAAUUUCACAAAGAGAACCUCAAGCACCAUCAGAUUCGCUUCUUCAACCAAUCAGAACCAGUCUUCUUCUUCUUCUCCUUCUCCGGGAUUGUACUCCGCCGCGAAAUUCGACCUCACCGCUCCCAACGUCGACCUCGUCCUCGAAGAUGUCCGGCCAUAUCUCAUCUCCGACGGCGGCAACGUCGAAGUCGUUUCCGUCGAGAACGGCGUCAUUUCUCUCAAGCUCCAAGGAGCAUGCGAAAGCUGCCCUAGCUCAACCACAACCAUGAAAUUGGGGAUCGAGCGCGUUCUCAAGGAGAAAUUCGGAGAUGCGGUUAAAGAUAUAGUGCAAGUCUAUGAUGAAGAACCAAAAGAAACCACUGUUGAGGCUGUGAAUAAUCAUCUUGAGAUAUUGAGACCUGCUAUCAAGAAUUUUGGAGGGAGUGUGCAGGUGUUGUCUGUUGAAGGCAGUGACUGUCAUGUGGAUUAUGUUGGACCUGACUCCAUUGGAUCAGGAAUCAAAGCUGCUAUCAAGGAGAAGUUUCCAGAUAUUCUCAAUGUUACCUUCACCACCAGUGUAUGAAUUUUUCUGCACAGUUGAGUUGAGGCAGGUAAAUAGUGGAAGAACAAGAUUGAUUAAGAUGUGUGUGAAUGCAUAUGCUUAUAGAUGGGUGCUUUGCUUUGCAAUUGUUCUGUUGCUAUACUAUAGUUUCUCAUUAUGAUCACUACACUUGCUAAUUUGUGAUUAGUCAUACAUUACAGGGACUAACAUUGGGGACUAAACCGAGUAUUUCUUUCUUUUAAUGACGAACUCGUCAGCGACUCAUACUGUCAAAGACCAAUAUGAUCAUUCACUCAUUUUGCAAUUAUAUCGAUACUUCUCUCA
Lotus japonicus is the source of this 1006-nucleotide messenger RNA. RefSeq names its product nifU-like protein 1, chloroplastic. Gene Ontology annotation, molecular function: iron-sulfur cluster binding; iron ion binding. Gene Ontology annotation, cellular component: mitochondrion. Gene Ontology annotation, biological process: iron-sulfur cluster assembly. Lineage: Eukaryota; Viridiplantae; Streptophyta; Magnoliopsida; Fabales; Fabaceae. The transcript has 2 exons. The coding region runs from base 44 to 703 and encodes 219 amino acids. The record is from RefSeq and is a predicted model, not a curated record.